Molecule: messenger RNA, 459 nt
Organism: Priceomyces carsonii
Lineage: Eukaryota; Fungi; Ascomycota; Pichiomycetes; Serinales; Debaryomycetaceae
Product: E2 ubiquitin-conjugating protein
Exons: 1
Coding region: 1-459 (152 amino acids)
Biological process (GO): protein K63-linked ubiquitination; DNA damage tolerance
Cellular component (GO): nucleus
Molecular function (GO): ubiquitin conjugating enzyme activity
Source: RefSeq, a predicted model, not a curated record
AUGGCUGCUUUACCCAAGAGAAUAAUAAAAGAAACAGAAAGGCUCACAUUGGAUCCAGUUCCUGGAAUCACUGCUAUACCGUCUGAAGAAAAUCUCAGAUACUUUGAAGUUACUAUAGAGGGUCCUUCGUCGUCACCAUACGCAGAUGGAAAUUUCAAGCUAGAAUUAUAUUUACCAGAUGAUUAUCCCAUGUGUGCUCCAAAAGUGAGAUUCUUGACAAAAAUUUACCAUCCAAACAUUGAUAGAUUAGGUAGGAUUUGUUUGGACGUUCUAAAGGACAACUGGAGCCCCGCAUUGCAAAUAAGGACCAUAUUGUUAUCAAUCCAAGCGCUAUUGGGAGCGCCAAAUCCGGAUGAUCCUUUGGCAAAUGAUGUUGCUGAAGAUUGGAAGAAAGACGAGAAGAAAGCGGUAGAGGUGGCGAAGGAGUGGACAAGAAAGUAUGCCAUGCCAGCUGAAUAA